AUGCUGGAAUAUCCAUCACUUCCAUCUUACCAUGAAAGCGUUGCCCAACCACAGCAUAUUUCUAUGCUCAAACCGUCUACGCAAUUACCGGAAGUAAUGACAGUGCAUCUUCCCUGUCCGCAAUCAGUUGCAAUCCAACCAUAUAUGUCAAAUAGGUUGGCCUCAUUAGAGAAUGAAUACAUUAUCGCACCGAUAACGUCGCAAUGUUCUGGUCUUGCUAAAGCAAAUCUUACUCAUGGUGUUCGCAAAGUGAUCCUUAAUCGCAUCAAAGGUAAAAAGUAUGGACUGAAGAUGCGAGCCGUUAAUCAGGGUGUUUUUAUUCAAUUAGUAGCCGAAGGUUCCCCAGCUGCAGCUGCCGGUAUCCGAUUUGGUGAUCAGCUGCUUAAUUUAAAUGGUACUGAAGUGCUUGGGAUGACCGGACAAAAAGUGAUGGAUAUGAUGAAGAAAUCAAAACAUGAAGUGGUUCUUAUGCUCAGAGAUAGGUACACGGUUAAUUGA
Loa loa (African eye worm) is the source of this 498-nucleotide messenger RNA. RefSeq lists its product as hypothetical. The record is from RefSeq and is a predicted model, not a curated record. NCBI's taxonomy places the organism in Eukaryota, Metazoa, Nematoda, Chromadorea, Rhabditida, Onchocercidae. Bases 1 to 498 code for a protein of 165 amino acids. Gene Ontology annotation, molecular function: protein-membrane adaptor activity; protein binding. Gene Ontology annotation, cellular component: apical plasma membrane. The transcript has 4 exons. Gene Ontology annotation, biological process: protein localization to plasma membrane.